CUUGUCAUUGCUGUGCUUUAACUGCUAUUUACAUGUUUUUUUUUGUUUAACAUUUAAGCAGAUUAAUGUUUAAUGAUAUAAAUACUCACCACUACAUGCUUUCUCAGGUUUGAUGUGGGAGGUUUGAAGGCUGCAGCUCUGUCCGGCGGGACACAUUUUGUAUUGCAGGAUGUUAUUGCCUCGUUAUUUCGCGCAUGAGCAUCUGUGCACCGCCGCAUCCGCCCAAUUAUUUAUUUUUUAAUUCAGACAGUUGUUUUUUUCCUGCAGCAUUUUAUUUGUUGCUCAGUAACGGGGAGUUUUCCAAUGUAGCAAAGUAAAUUACUUGUGUCAGAAUGUACUUGAGUAAAAGAAAAUUCACCUACUUAAAAAAAUUACAAAUUACUCAUAAAAUUUACUCAAUUACAGUAACUUAACUAAAUGUAAUUCAUUACUUUCCACCUCUGAUAAUAACACACACUCUCUGCUCGGUCAGCUGCGGUUAAACGUGACGGGUUGUGGUAAUCCCGCGCGUUUCUUUCUCUUUAAUGCAGCAGAACUCCCGCCCGACUCUCUGCUGCUGCUGUUAUUAAGCAUUAAAUCCGUUUCUGCUCCGACUUUUACUAAAGUAGAUUUACCUUCAAUCACCAUUUAAUAAAUCUGCUGCAUUAAAGAGCACUCCUUCAUACAGCACACGCCAUUAAGCCUGAUUACACACACACACAUUAUACACACACACAAACACACUAAAAACACACACACUGGUGCAGAGGGAUGGGUCAGUGUCUGUUUCAGCACGCUGGUGAUGUUUUACAGAUUUAGUGAACAUCUCAGUUCUCUUCACUCCAGCUGCUCUCAGAGACCCAGACCAUCCCUGUCCUCACCUGUCUCCUGGAGCAUCUUCCCCAAACACCUGAGCACACCUGGGGAGACUGGCACAGCGGGCACCUGCUUAGACCAAUGAGGAGAGGGCAGAGCUUCUUCCAGCCAUGGAGAACAAGAGCAGCUUCGGGAAAAGAGCUAAAGAAGGUUCCUUCAAGCGUUCCUCCAUCAAGCGCACCUUAUCCGGUUCCCAGAAGGCUCAGAGGGCGUGGGUUGAGCGGACGUUUCAGAAGAGGGAGUGUAUUUAUUUAUUCCCCAGCAGCAAAGAUCCCAGCAAGUGCAGCUGUGGUCAGCUGGUGACCCAGCAUGCGCCCAUUCCUCCCAGUGCCACCAGUAAGGGUGGAGAGGAGGGUCAGUCUGAGCCGGCGGCGGAGAGAUGGUCCGUCCUGAAACACACUCAGCUCCUCCCCACCGACGCCUACGGCACCAUCGAGUUCCAGGGAGGAGGACACGCCAACAAAGCCAUGUAUAUCCGGGUGUCGUACGACAGUAAGCCGGAUAACCUGCUGCACCUGAUGGUGAAGGACUGGCAGCUGGAGCUGCCGACGCUGCUGAUCUCGGUUCAUGGAGGUCUACAGAACUUCGACCUGCAGCCUAAACUCAAACAGGUGUUCGGGAAGGGUCUGAUUAAAGCCGCCGUCACCACUGGAGCCUGGAUCUUCACCGGGGGGGUCAGCACCGGUGUGAUCCGCCAUGUUGGCGAUGCUCUGAAGGACCACUCCUCUAAGUCCCGCGGGCGAGUCUGCGCCAUCGGCAUCGCGCCCUGGGGCAUCGUGGAGAAUAAAGAGGAUCUGAUUGGUCGAGAUGUGACCCGGCCGUAUCAGACGAUGUCUAAUCCUCUCAGUAAACUGUCGGUUCUGAACAGCAGCCACUCCCACUUCAUCCUUGCCGACAACGGCACUCACGGCAAAUACGGUGCCGAGGUCCGACUCCGCCGACAGCUAGAGAAACACAUCUCCCUGCAGAAGAUCAACACCCGUCUGGGGCAGGGUGUGCCGCUGGUGUGUCUGAUUCUGGAGGGCGGGCCGAAUGUGAUCACUAUAGUUCUGGAGAGUUUGAGGGAGGAGCCUCCGGUGCCGGUGGUGGUGUGUGACGGCAGCGGCCGAGCGUCCGACAUCAUCUCCUUCGCCCACAAAUACACAGAGGAAGACGGGCUGGUGAAUGAAGGAGUUCGAGAUCAGCUUCUGGUCACUAUUCAGAAAACCUUUAACUAUAAUCGUAAUCAGGCUCAGCAGAUCUAUCUGAUGGUGAUGGAGUGCAUGAAGAAGAGAGAGCUGAUCACGGUGUUCAGGAUGGGCUCUGAGGGGCAGCAGGAUAUAGAGAUGGCGAUUCUGACGGCUCUACUGAAAGGUACGAACGCUUCGGCUCCGGAUCAGCUGAGUUUGGCGUUGGCGUGGAACCGCGUGGACAUCGCCCGCAGUCAGAUAUUCGUUCACGGACAGCACUGGCCUUCGGCCGGGUCUCUUCCCGCCGCCUCCAUCCCGCAGGACCGACCCAAAAGUCCGACUCGGGGCAGUAAGAGCAAAGCGGCCCGAGCCAAGAAGGGCCGGCGGGGUAAACCCAAACCAGAACCCCCCGAGGAGACGGACCCCCGCAAACUGGAGCUUCUGAACUGGGUGAACUCUCUGGAGCAGGCGAUGAUGGAUGCGCUGGUUUUGGAUCGGGUGGAUUUUGUGAAGCUGCUGAUCGAGAACGGCGUCAAUAUUCACCAUUUCCUCACCAUCCCCCGCCUAGAGGAGCUCUAUAACACCAGACUGGGCCCGACGAACACUCUGCAUUUUGUGGUCCGAGAUGUUAAAAAGGGGAACCUCCCCCCUGAUUAUCAGAUCACCCUGAUUGACAUCGGACUGGUUCUGGAGUUUUUGAUGGGCGGGGCUUAUCGCUGUAACUACACCAGGAAGAGUUUCCGCACGCUUUAUAAUAAUCUCUAUGGUUUAAAACGACCUAAAGCUCUGAAGCUGCUGGGGAUGGAGGAUGAUGAUCCUCGGCCGAAGGGGAAGAAGAAGAAGAAGAAGAAGGAGGAGGAGAUUGAUAUUGAUGUGGAUGAUCCGGAGGUCAGCCGGUUUCAGUACCCGUUUCACGAGCUGAUGGUGUGGGCGGUGCUGAUGAAGCGUCAGAAGAUGGCGCUGUUCCUGUGGCAGAGGGGGGAGGAGGCCAUGGCUAAAGCGCUGGUAGCCUGUAAACUCUAUAAGGCCAUGGCUCACGAGUCCUCCCAGAGCGAACUGGUGGACGAUAUCUCUCAGGAUCUCGACAACAACUCAAAGGAGUUUGGUCAGUUGGCGUAUGAGUUGUUGGAUCAGUCGUAUAAGCAUGAUGAGCAGGUGGCGAUGAAGCUGUUGACGUAUGAGCUGCAGAACUGGAGUAACUCCACCUGUUUAAAACUCGCCGUCGCCGCCAAACACCGAGACUUCAUCGCCCACACCUGCAGCCAGAUGCUGCUCACCGACAUGUGGAUGGGCUGCCUGAGGAUGGGCAAGAGCAACGGCCUGAAGGUGAUUCUGGGCAUCAUAUUCCCUCCUGCUAUUCUUCUGCUGGACUUCCGGAUAGGAGAUGACAUGUCCUAUCACACCUCCAAAGAAACCGAGGAGACAAAAGAUAAAGAGGACGACACCAAAUCAAACAAGGAUGGAGUUGUGAACAUGGAUGCAACGUCUAAGAAAGGUGAUGAAGAAGACUCUAAAAAGAAGAAUAAACGAGUUCCGAUCGGCAAGAAGAUCUAUUAUUUCUAUAACGCUCCGUUUACCAAGUUCUGGUUUAAUACGAUUGCUUACCUGGUUUACCUCAUGCUGUAUAAUUACAUCAUCCUGGUGAAGAUGGAGCGAUGGCCGUCACUGCAGGAGUGGAUCGUCAUCUCUUACAUCAUCACUCUGGGACUGGAGAAAGUCCGACAGAUCCUGAUGUCUGAGCCGGGGAAGUUGAAGCAGAAGAUUAACGUGUGGUUGGAGGAUUACUGGAACAUCACGGAUCUGGUGGCGAUCUCCAUGUUUCUGCUGGGUUUGCUGCUCCGCCUCCAGAACUCCUACAUGGGGUACGGCCGGGUCAUCUACUGCGUCGACAUCAUCUUCUGGUACAUCCGGGUCCUCGACAUCUUCGGCGUCAACAAGUACCUGGGGCCGUACGUCAUGAUGAUCGGCAAAAUGAUGAUUGACAUGCUGUACUUCGUGGUGAUCAUGCUGGUGGUGUUGAUGAGUUUCGGCGUGGCGCGGCAGGCCAUCCUGCACCCGGACGAGGAGCCGACCUGGCGGCUGGCGAGGAACAUCUUCUACAUGCCGUACUGGAUGAUUUACGGAGAGGUGUUUGCAGACUCGAUAGACCUCUAUGCAAUGGAGAUAAACCCUCCCUGUGGAGAGAACAUGUACGAUGAAGACGGGAAGAAGCUGCCGCCCUGUAUCCCGGGGGCGUGGCUAACACCUGCCAUCAUGGCCUGUUACCUGCUGGUGGCGAACAUCCUUCUGGUUAAUCUGCUGAUCGCUGUGUUUAACAACACGUUCUUUGAAGUGAAGUCCAUCUCCAAUCAGGUGUGGAAGUUCCAGCGGUAUCAGCUGAUCAUGACCUUCCACGACCGGCCGGUUCUUCCUCCUCCCCUCAUCAUCUUCAGCCACAUCUACAUCGUCCUGAAGCGCCUGUGCUGCCGCUGCAAGAGGAGGAGGAAGGAGGGCGAGCUGGACGAGCGCGACCGCGGACUCAAGCUGAUCCUGAGUGUAGAAGAGCUGAAGAGUCUGUAUGAGUUUGAGGAACAGUGCGUGGAGGAAUAUUUCCGGGAGAAGGAGGACGAGGAACAGUCGUCCAACGACGAACGCAUCCGAGUCACCACAGAACGGGUGGAGAACAUGUCCAUGCGUCUGGAGGAAGUGAAUGAACGGGAGCACACCAUGAAGGCCUCGCUGCAGACGGUGGACCUGCGUUUGGGUCAGCUAGAGGAGUUUUCGGGCCGCAUGAUGCGAGCUCUAGAGCGCCUCGCCGGAGUUGAACGCUCAGAACUGGUCCGGACGCGUUCCGGAGGCUCGAACAUGGGCGACUGUUUUCUGCACCGGCAAGGAAGCAUCAACAGCAACGACGGCUACAGCCUGUACAGAUUUCACCUGGAUGCUGAGGAACGUCCGGCUGCAGACGAAGUGACUGGUGACCACAGGGGCCACGGGAGUCCGGAAAGGCGUGGCAGUCUGUGUGGCAGCGAGCUUCACUUGAUCCCGCAAGGAUCGUCUUCCUUCGGCACCAUGCUGAACGUGCAUCCCCUGCGGCAGAGGAGACGCUCCACCUCCAGCGUGGACAUUCUCAUAUCCCCCUGCGCUCCACAAGACGAGGGGCAGAACUGCCAAGAGCCGAGACUGACCUCCACCGAGCCGCUGAAGAAUCCGCACGCCCUGCUGGAUGCGGCGCUGGAGCGAGCCGGCGUCACCGUGGGGAAGACGAGGCUGGACACGGUGGUUUCGUACCCUUUGGAGCGGGCGCAGUCCCUACGCCAGUAUCCCGCCGGGGGCAUGAAGAAUUCACUCUUACCUGAAAACAGGGCCUGGAGCACCAUGGUCUAUUCUCAGGCAGGACAACCACCAAGACUGGGGACACGAGGGGACACCUGGGCCUCAGAACCCUGCAGUUUACAGGACCAGAUGAGCAGGUCACCGACGACGGGACGCUGGGCCCCUCGCUUUGAGUACAAAGUUCAUCCCUGUCUGUCCGGACACAUGCCCAGAGUGUCUGCAGAGAAGGUCUUUGACGGCUCGGCCGGGUCAGGGGGACAAGAGAACCGAGAGGACGGACUGGGACGAGAGAAGAGUCACGGGGAUGAGUGGGACGUGGGAGACACAGAUAAGCUGUUAGUAGCCGAAGACAGGAUGUACCCAGCCCUCAGGUCCAAGAGUCUCAACACCAACCCGCGGAAGCUGAAGGCUUUAGGAGACAGCCUGGAGAAACCCCGAGCCGCCUGCAGCGUCAAGGACCUGGUGGGGUCCUUCGAGAUCAAUUCAAACGACCAUCAAAAUUCCAUCGACAGAAACGUCUCGCAGACGUGACGCGGAACACCGUACCUUCUACAGGACGCUGUAAACUUUACCAAACUUACAGAAUUACUUAACAGAGAAACGUAAACCCCGAGUGUCCUGCAGGGCCAAGGACCUGGUAGGGUCUUUCGAGAUAAAUGCAAAUGACCUUCAAAAUUCCACAGAAACGUCUCGCAGACGUGACAUGGAAUACUGAACCUUCUGCAGGACGCUGUAAACUUUACCAAACUUAUAGAAUGACUUUACGGCAAACCAGAAACCCCUAGUGGCCUGAAGCAUCAAAUUAAUUAAUUCAAAGAAUUAUCAAAAUUCCAUCAAAAUGAACAUCUUUCAAACGUGACAUGCAAUACUGAACCUUCUGCAGGACUGAUGACGUUAAUAUCAUGUGAUAUUCUGGUUACCUUGCUAUAUAUACAUAUUAAGUAUUUUUAUGUAAAUAAGACAUUAGUUAAUUGAUUUUAUAGCAUAUAUUUUUUUUCUGAGAUGAAGGGACUGUAUCUACCUCUGACCAAUACUUAUAAACAUUAACAGAGUUUAUAUACAAUAAUCAUAAUUACACUACAAAAAUAUCAUGCUAUGAAAUGUUAUAAAUUAAAUUUAUAACUCGUUUAUGAAAUGUUAGGUAAAAGUGGAAAAAGCCUCGAUUCUACAUCAGUUUUUAUGUAAUCCUGUGGGCUGUGGCUCCCCCAGUGGACCGGAGUGGUACUGCUAGGUUUGGUUAACAUAUUUUUAUACAAUUUAAAAAUAUAUUUGAAUUUUUAUUUUUGAAAUGUUAAUAAUCAAAUACAGUAGUGUAAUUAGUUUAUUGGUGUAAUUACUCUGUCAGGCCAACACACAUACUGUACUUUAUCCCUGAUCUUUUCAGUUUUGUAACAAAACUCUGCAAAUAAAGUAUAAAUAAAAAAGACUUGCAUACAUAUUUACUUACAGAAAGAUUAAAGUUAAAUUUUUAUACAAUAUCAGCUCACACUGAUUAUAUAUUUACUCAUAUAGA
This is a messenger RNA of Astyanax mexicanus (Mexican tetra), 6852 nucleotides long. RefSeq names its product transient receptor potential cation channel, subfamily M, member 1a (gene trpm1a). Gene Ontology annotation, biological process: protein tetramerization; calcium ion transport into cytosol. Gene Ontology annotation, molecular function: calcium channel activity. NCBI's taxonomy places the organism in Eukaryota, Metazoa, Chordata, Actinopteri, Characiformes, Acestrorhamphidae. The transcript has 27 exons. Gene Ontology annotation, cellular component: membrane. The record is from RefSeq and is a predicted model, not a curated record. The coding region runs from base 966 to 5870 and encodes 1634 amino acids.